GAAUACGCAACUCAAGGUCAAGAUUACUUCGAAGAGUCGACCGCACUCGAAGCAAGACGGAGAGAAUAGAGCCACUCCACUUCCACCUUCCACCUUCAGGCAUACCGAUAACGACUAAUCAUCUUAUCAUCAACCACGAGUUAGCUUGACCAAAACCACUUAUUAGACAACUAGCACGCUCAUUUAUAUCAACCUACCUGGAUAAUAGCACGCUUACCCUCGCUUUCUGUGCUCUGAAGAAUUAUAGCCUCACCAGCCAGGAUCAAAAAUCGCAGUGCCUCCAAUCUGCUCCCUCAGGCGCCCUUGGAUAGCAAAAUGUCUGGCUCACAAGAGAUCAUCAUCCCGCGUCCUGGCACAGAAUCCAACACACCCACCUCUCCAAUCCCAGGACCAUCAGAAGAACAUUUCACCUCAACAUUCGGAAACCUCCUCCCUCCCGCUCAAUAUCUGAAAACCUCAAAUGGACAAAUAGCAUAUUACACCUUCUCACCUACCUCUUCCGCAAAAACAACAACAACAACCACCACAUCACCAUCUCGCGUCCUCUUCCUCCACGGCGUCCAAACUCCCUCCCUAGGUCUCCUUCCCUUGGCAACAUCUCUACACACUUCUUUCCCCUCAGCGGAAUUCGUGCUCUUGGAUCUCUACGGUCAUGGAUUAAGCGCAACGCCAUUGCUACCACACACACCAUCCCUUUUCCAUGAUCUGAUCGAUAAAUUACUAAAUCAUUUAAACUGGCCCUCUUGUCAUUUGCUCGGUUAUUCCUUCGGCGGCGCAACUAGCAUGGGAUAUAUCUCUUCCUCACCCUACCGCGCCGCCAGAGUUAGUUCUAUAUCUUUAGUCGCACCGGCUGGUCUUUGGAACCCUUCUUUUCUGGAUACAUCUAAAUUCGAAUCUGCAGACUACAAUGUUGCUGAAUCAUACAUAUUGGAAUUGCUAGAAGGUGGAGGACCGCUGAUCGUUCCCUCUGACUCCGCCUCCCGCAUAGCAAAUGGCGAAAUCGUGGCUGAGAAGAUCAGGGAAUGGCAGAUGGUCAAUCAUAAAGGUCACACGGCUUCAGUCAUCGCCAUCGUCAGAGAUGCAGGUGUUUUGGCGAGACCGGAGGUUUACGAAAAGGCGGUCGCUACGGGUGUGCCGAUUAUAGCGGUGUUGGGGGAGACUGAUGAUGUGGUGUAUGAAAAGGACUUGAAUGAAGUGGGGGUGGGGAAUGUAUAUGUUGUUGAGGGAGCUGGUCAUGCUGUUGUGAGGGAGAAGGUGCCGGAGGUCGCUGCGCAUAUUGAAAGGUUCUGGAAGGGUAUUUUUGCAGCAGAGGAGAUGAUAGAUACGUAGAAAAAGCAGAUGGAGCGAUUGAUACAAGUCUCGUCACUGAUCAGACCUUUGUUGAUCUUAUCAAAUUGGGCAUGCGAAAAUAUCUUCCGUUCUUUGUUUGAAUGGACGGCAUUCACAAAUUUGUCGUGUUGAAUCAUAAGAGUUGCAGAAACCAAUUACUCAUUCGUUCAAUACGUUGUAGCCAACGCGGUAUCCUCUUCGAAA
Messenger RNA from Aureobasidium pullulans EXF-150, 1533 nucleotides. Its product is annotated as alpha/beta-hydrolase. Bases 316 to 1329 code for a protein of 337 amino acids. Lineage: Eukaryota; Fungi; Ascomycota; Dothideomycetes; Dothideales; Saccotheciaceae. The transcript is spliced from 3 exons. The record is from RefSeq and is a predicted model, not a curated record.